GCCGUAGAUCCAAUCCGAGUCGAGUAACAUCAUCGUCAUCAGAUACCUGCGCGUCAGGCGCGUCAGAGAAGAAGGCACGUGAGCCAGGGGCUUUGUUGUCUCCAACGAGCUAAGUCUAAGAUGGCGUCGCCAUUCCGUAUCGCUGAUCAUGCUUUUCCACGCCCAAGAAUAUGCUGAAGUUAGAAAACCACGACUGUGCAACGGGACGCCGAAGGCGCAGGGUGUCGUCUCGAGCCAAGGCUAUUUUCCUGCGCAGGAGCGCGGCAUGCCUGCUAUCUUCAUGGGAACUACUCGCGGGUGUGUCCUACAACACUGCUGGGCGACGGCGAGAUGCAGCUACUCGUGGGAAAAAUACUGCGACCAAAGUGCCAGUAGUACAGCAUGUAGUUGUAGCUGAUAGGGACAGACUAGGCCUCGAUGAACAGGGAGAAAUUUUGGAUGAUGAUAGUGGAGCAGAAGCGCCUGCAGUUCGAGAGUUACACACUGCCGGGGAGGAUGGAGGAGGUGCCGUGGAGUAUAAGAGAGGAAAAUUAGGAAACGACGAUGCCGCUGAACGAGGAGGUGACAUCAAAGUUGUACAACAGCCUGGUGUAUCUAGCAGGAGCCUGGCGCAAUCAAGGAGUGCACGGCAAGGAGAUGUUUGGAAAGCAAACAGAGAUCGUGAUCUACACAAAGACGACCAAGAAAGUAUCGUGGUAUCACCUCUCGGAGACCCGUCAUCCUUUUCCGAGAAGUUUUCUCCUAGAAGUGCCCAUAGCACCAGUUCUUCAUCGUCAUUUUCAAGAGCAGCCUGGCAAAAGAAAGCAUCCUGGGACUUGUGCAUGACUUCUGAAGCGCCCUUUUGUUAUUCUGCGGCAUUUCAUGCUGUUGAACAACAGGCGUUGGCAACAGGGAGCACGCGCCAUGCCGCACCAAGUGUGUGGGCGGGAGUUGCUUCUGACGCGGCGUCGCAUCCCAAUGGGAUGCAAGUGAAUUGCCAUGGAAGUUUGCCAGUGGAUUCGGGGAUAACGGGGGUUGCAGUUAUGGUGAAGAAAGUAAGUCCAAGUCGUGAACGUGAAUUAGAGAGCAGGUGUAACUGCUCACUGUAUCGCGUAACGCGUGGUCGUGGACCGCUCUCUCCCUAAUUAAAACGGUAGUGGAGCGGAUCCCUCAGUCGUUCCGGCUGAGACAUUGAAAGUGAUUGAGUCACCUCGCGAAUGUCUUGCGGCAGUGGUUCAUCUCUGUCGCAAUGGAGUAGACAGAUUGUGUGACACGAGUGGUGCUCCUUUGACAGCCGUCGUCGAGGACGAUACAUGCAUUCCUGAGCCGGGUCCCGCUGCGGGUAAUGGGACCAUACAGUUAUGUCUAUGUGGAUGAGGAUACAGUUUUUUUUCAAAAUCGCGAAGCGAGUAUCAAUAAGUUUAGCUUUCCACUUUUCCUUUCUUCUUGUUCUUCCACAAAUAGAAAACUUCGGAACUGAAUUGCCUGCUUAGAAGGAAGUAGAUAGAGCAACAAAGUCGAAGAAGCUCGUCUUCACCCUGGCACUCUCAUACUAUUGCGCUCCAGGAGGGCAGGCAAGUAUAGAAGAUCAGCAGAGGCUGCAGACCUUCUACCCAAUUGGAUGCAGUGUCAUCGCAAGCGCAACGAGUAGACUUGCUGUCUUCUAUCGGCCUCAAAAAGUAGGGACCAAUAGCAUGCCUGCCUUCAUCCCAGACGAAACGAGAACACAAAAUACGGCUGUUUGUUCCGUGCGACGUAGUUCAUCGGCAGUUUCACUCGUACCAGAAUCAAACACAACCGCAUACAAUGUGCCGUUUGAUUUGGCAGCUUCGGAUCCACAUAUGAAAGACAUCAGAAUAGACCCUAGCCACGGUCCUGGAGGUAAUGCUGCAGUGCUGAAUGGCGAUACUGCGGAUCCGAUCGCGGGAGGAACGGUGAAGGAAAGAUUAAGGCUUGAAGUCUGGAGGUAGUUUUUCACUUGUCGUCACUGGUCAGUAUGUGCUAUCAAUUACAUACUUGUUGUUGAAGAUACGUCAAGUAGACCAGCUGGUCGUGCAGGCUGCGACAAGAAGCCAAUAUUACUUGAUUCAUCGUAUCCUACAACUAGGGAGGACCCUCGUGCCCACAAGCAGAUAUCCUUGUCCUCCUCACCAGCUAGAACAUAUUUUAGAGGACAGUGAAAAACUCCUGCUCCUUUGCAUCUUCACUCUCCUUCUAAGAAAAGGUGGCGGUUUGAGGAUAGUCGUACAUGACGAGAUGGAUGCUUCUGCAUGUAGACGAACAGUGCGAAAUACGGUUACUUCCACAAGUGUUUCGGAUGCCACGAUACUAGUAGAAGAUGGAAUAUCAAGCGGAGCUUCAAGAACUCAGGACGAUCUCUUAAGGGUAGGUUAAGGUGCUUUUGUUACCGUUUGGUGCUAUGGCUCUCCUAGUCCUAAGGGGGAGAGCCAUAAUGAACGGGAGAGACGAUGAACACCAAGAGCCUACCUCCUCUAGUCUAAAUCUAGUCCGGUUUGCGCAAUUAGUUAAAGUCAAGUUGAGAAAAAAAGAUGACAACGCGGUCACAGAGCAUCAUUUGUGUUUUACGCAUGAAGAUUUCUUUCCCGGAAGUCGAGUAGCCAUUAAUACGACAGCUAUUGGGGCAGCGGCGCUAGAGGCCUUGGAGGAAAAUAAGGGUGGCUUGAAAUCAGCGUCAUCUGCGUCAUCCAGUUUAGAAGUCGCUGCGGCGGUGUCUUUUUUGGACCUCGAAGGAGGAGGUGCUGAAAAGCAAGGAGAGGAUCAAGUUCGAGAUGCGGGCGAGCGAGAAGCAGCGACUGCGGACAAAAGUAAAAAAGAGGAGAGAAGUUCCUCCAAGAUGAGAAGUUCCUUGGUUGAAGUUUCGCACAUCGCGAGUGCCACUUCGACCGACGGUUCAAUCUCAAGUAACGAUUCCUCAAACUCGUCCAGCAACAACUCGUCACCAGGUGGAACGACUCCCACUCCAGCAGCUGCAUCGACAGGGGCACCAACCACUCCUCCACCUCCAAGUGGAACAGGCUACGAAGUGAAGAGUGUCGAAGUAUUGCAUGCUUGGGGCGACUAUGGUUUUAGAGAGGUAGGAUGUGGAUUGCAUUGGCAUAGAAAUCGGAAACCAAGCUUUGCUGAUCACACGAUUUCGCCGACUUCAUCAGAGACUCUCUUUAUGGCCAUGCUUGUUGUAGGAAGACGUACUGCAGAAGCUAAGUAGCAAAAACAAAAAGUUGUAGGCUUUUAUUAUUGUACUUGUAGUUGAAAUGCCUUGGUGCCCAUGUCCAAAAAUACAUUGCCUUUAUCUCAUUAGACUCUAAGGUGCUUAUUCGCCCACAUAACCCUCUUUCAUACUCGAUGAGAAAGCGUGGUCUCGAUUUUAUUGGCAUUAUGAGGAUAGGAGCGACUGUGCCGCGAAAUGCGUGCAAAGGUGGAAAGAAGAAGGGCACCAUGUCUCAGGAAAGAGAAGAACAUGGCAAGCUUGCACAUAUCAUGUGGGGUGGUACAACUGAUUUUCACGUGCUGCAGAUUUUCUUUUUGACAUUCGAUCUCAAUGCAUAGAUUGUUUGUUAGUUUCUUGUUGUCUUGGAAUCCCAGAGUGCAGGAUUUCUUCCAUUGCUCGUACUUCUUCUCCCCUGUUCACAGGACAACCCCUGUUCACCCACAGGACAACCCCUGUUCACCCACAGGACAACCCCUUCUGCUUCCGGAGUAUCUGAUUACAUUUCGAAGUGCGAGUUACACCAAGGCUCCGAUUCACAGCCAGCGUCGACGAAUAAACAGGUGACCUUCUUCGCUUUCCUUCCUAUGUCCGAACCGCCGCACGAUAUGCGCGGACGGGACCUGUACGAGUCUACACCUACGCGACCAGACACAAAUUGCGGCUUUCGAGUGCAGGCUAUUGGCGAGCAAGCCGUUGCGUCGACAGACAUACAUGCUACUGUGACGGCACCAGGCAGCUUUGAACUUUGGAACUAUCAAAGGAAUACGAAAGUCAUAGCGGCUACAACAACAGGAGCAGGAGGAUCAGCAUCCUCUUCUAGUUCUACAAUAUCUUCAAGCUCCUUGGAGGCUCAACAGGCAACAUCUUCUUCUACUAGUGAAUCCACCGCCACUUCAUCUUCAAACCUACCUGUGUUGCGAGUAGCGCAGGUGCCUUUGCUGCCAAGUAUACGAGCAGGUGGGUUUCCAGGGUGCCCGAUAAACUUCGUACUUCCAGCAGAUCGCUUUGACUGUAUCAGUAUCUCAGGAGUGAAAGGCGCACUCUUUGCUGCUCUAAACCCUUCCAGCGCAGCAGCACCGGGAGCAGAUGUCACCGUGAGUGACGGUGCAGAAGGAACGGCUCUAAGUCUCAGCAUCACAAGUGCAAGUGGCGUACCUAUGCGGACUGUUGAGCAAGCGAAACUGUUGAAGGACGUGACGCUUGCGGGGUGCUCAUUGCAGCUAGAGGAGGAAAGCAAGUUUGCGGAUGCUGCGGGAAGGUUACGCCUAUUGCUCCCGUGCACGAGCUUGUACAAGGACUAGGAGUUGUUCAUGAAAACUCGCACUAGUCCUUGUACAACAAGCUAGAAGUGCACGCGACUAGUACGUAGUACUAGCUCUAACUCGCACCGCCUUACCCACCGAGGACAAGUUCCAAUACCGAAAUCCGGUCCAGACUACCGCAGGGGGUGAGGAGAUUGCAAAUUUGGAGAUUGGAGCAAUGAUGAAAAUGCCAGGAAUCGGCGGACCGACGCUUUAUCGCAUUUGCAUCCAGACUUGCGGUAGUGAAUUCUUCAAGGAUCAAGGUGGCCACACGAUUACAGAUGCGCACACGACGGCAAGGAACGAAAAGUGCCAGAAAAGCGAUAUCGCCACAACCGGACGCUUUACAAAAGCCAAGGUGCCAGACACUCCAGGGAACAGCUACGACGAAUGCUGUGUACCAGAAACUGAAUGUUCGAGCAUCUUUUCCGGAGCACACUGCAUUGCUCUCUACAACAACCACAUCGGCUACGUCCCUGUUGCAAAUAAUCAAGAAGAAGCUUGCUCUUUGGCGCCAGAAGUGACCAGGGGAGGCCGUCUACCCUGUAGAGACGAACAUAAGACUCAGUGUUGUCGCGCAAUCACUCUCUGUGUAGAGUUUUUCAACGCGGAGAAAUGCCACACACACUUAGCAGACGCCGCUGUGACAACCUGGGACGACAAGUUGACCUGCACUAAGGAUGGACUCCCAUGUUUGAACGAACAUGCGAAGACUUGCUGUUAUGUUGGUAAUAUAAUUGCAUCUUUUUGCUCUUGUAUGUACGAACGACGAAGUGUGGAGGUGAUGAUUGAGUAUUCCGUUGACACGGCUGGUUCUUACCUUCUUGGGUCACUACUGUAGAACAACCACUUAGAAGCUGUCGGAUUCCUAGGAGUGCUUGAACAUUUUGAUCUGAUCGAUGUACAAUGAAUAAAUAUGAAAACUACAACAUCUCGAGGAGGACCUGCUUGUAUUCACAACUAUCAACAUGAAACCGGUAUGUAACUACAUACCACAUCAAAAUUCUCCCACAUCAAAAAAAAAUCUCCCACAUCAAAAUUCUCCUUCAGACGACAAUUAUCUCGCGGCUCGCGAAGAAGCUAUUAACGGAACAAGAGCGGAGUUGCCAGAUUACGAGGAGACUGGAACAGCGGGAGAAAUUGCCAUGGAAGCGAUGGUGAUUGCUAGUUUAUGGACGAUUGGAGUAAGUAUUGCUAUUGUGUUGAAUCUGGUGAGUAGCGACAAAUCUGAAAACAUGAUGAAGAAAAAUUGAAUUUGAUGUUCUUGAGACAGUUUGGCAUGAUCGUUUAGGCGACCAUGAUCAUGCCUUGCCUGCUCCUGCUCUAAUCUGCGUCCUCGUAGUUUUCGGACUCACAGUCCACCUUGCGUUGCAAUAUCGGUUGCUUUUGGUCGAUAGGGAGAUCCUCGCGAAGUAUGCGGCUGAGGAUAGUGAAUCGGAAGAGGAAUGGGACGAAGAAGAAGAGGAAGAACAGCAAUGGGAAAGAGUCUUCUAGAUGAGGAGAAGGAGAGGAACAAUAUCGGCACUGACUCGGUCUUCUCUUCACUUGGGGGCUGCGCAUCCUUUUCUCCCUGGUUUGGGCGCCUCCCGCUUCCCAGGCAAUUCGCGGCGCUCUUGCCACGGAACUGGGCUUUUGCCCAAAACCGCAAUGGAAAAGAGUCUUCUAGUCUUCUAGAUGAGGAGAAAGAGAGAAAGAACGACCAUAGUGGAAAUAAAGAGUGUUAAUUUUGAAGUAUGUUUACAUUACGUAAAAGAUCAAGACUCAGUAAAUGAUAUAAGUUUUCAGUAACACACUUGUAUGUCAAGGAUUUGGAGUAAGUAUGUUUAUUGCCAAAAUCUACCAGUCCCUUAAUAAAUUGUCACUGCCAUGAAUGGCUUUCUGUUGUUUGCUAUUGCUUUCUAUUAAGAGAUAUGGGGGGAAAUCGAUACUCAUUCUGGAAAACUCCAAGAGAAGCGGGAGUAAAAAAGCAUUUUGCAGCAUGUCGUAGCUAGCACUAGAGCUUCUUGAGAUGAGAACUUCUCGAGGAUUAUAUCAAGAACAGAGCGACA
Messenger RNA from Amoebophrya sp. A25, 6557 nucleotides. The record is from the annotation of a GenBank genome assembly. NCBI's taxonomy places the organism in Eukaryota, Dinophyceae, Syndiniales, Amoebophryaceae.